GACCGAUACGAAUGAAAAACAAAAGACAGGGAUGAAACCCGCAGAUUGGUUCAAACCACAGGGACGAUCUCUGUGAUUCUCUAUAAUUAAUUAGGACCCAUUUUGACGAGCCUCUCCGCCCUGAAUUACUCCCAAGGCAAAAAUACCUCGAUCUAUCGACUUACUGAUCGGAGUGUGUGAUCGGUGAUUGGUGGCUGCGAUUUUUCAUGUUUCAGCGAAAAAAUACGAGUCAAAGAUAUUAGAAUCCAGAAAAUGCAAUUCUUUGGAAGUUCUGAGAUCAGUCCAUCGCCGCCGGUGCCGACGGCAUCGGGCAACAAUGCGCACAUGAUGUAUGUAUUCAACAGGAACGGCGUUUGUUUGCUUUACAGGGAGUGGAAUCGCCCUCUUCGUACCCUCGAUUCCAAUCAGGAUCAUAAACUCAUGUUUGGUCUCCUUUUCUCUCUUAAAUCCCUAACCGCCAAAAUGGAUCCAUCCAGCAGCGUUGAGAAAGGGAAUCUUGGGGUACCUCAGCUACCGGGGCAAGGUUGUUCGUUUCACAGCUUUCGUACUAAUACAUACAAGUUGAGUUUCAUGGAGAGUCCAUCUGGUAUAAAGAUCAUCCUUGUAACACAUCCCAAGGCUAGCGAUCUCAGAGAGUCUCUGAAAUACAUCUACAAUUUGUAUGUUGAAUAUGUUGUGAAGAAUCCACUAUACACUCCUGGAACUCCAAUAAAAAGCGAGUUAUUUAACACGACUCUUGAUCAAUAUGUGCGAGGCCUUGGCUAAUAGUAGAAACAUCUAUACAUCAACUGGUGAGCAGUUUUCAGUUCUAAAGCAUGCAAUUGGUUUCUACAAGGAUGAUGUUGAAAAUUAUUGUGGGUUAUAAACAUUUAAAAUGUAAGCAAAAGAGAUGUUUAGAAGUGUUUUCAUUGAGUUGGUAUUAGAUAUUGCAUGAGUGAAUAUAAUUAAUGUCCUUUGUUAUUUUUUUUACACCUAAAGUUGUACCGCAUGCAUCUAAUGUUGUACUGGUCCAAUAAGUAUAAGAAUUGAAAAAGCCGGACUUGGACUUGGACCUGGACCAGCCUCAACAAGUGUGGUCCAAGUCUACCAAUUUCUGUCAAACUGGUCUGGUCCAAGUAUAGUGUAUGGUGUAAGUAUAUAAGGUUGUAGGGUAGGGGCACACUAAAUAAUACUGUAAU
Lactuca saligna is the source of this 1178-nucleotide messenger RNA. NCBI's taxonomy places the organism in Eukaryota, Viridiplantae, Streptophyta, Magnoliopsida, Asterales, Asteraceae. The record is from the annotation of a GenBank genome assembly.